Molecule: messenger RNA, 798 nt
Organism: Dictyostelium purpureum
Lineage: Eukaryota; Evosea; Eumycetozoa; Dictyosteliales; Dictyosteliaceae
Exons: 3
Coding region: 1-798 (265 amino acids)
Biological process (GO): peptidyl-lysine dimethylation
Molecular function (GO): protein-lysine N-methyltransferase activity
Source: RefSeq, a predicted model, not a curated record
AUGUCAUCACCACCAAAUAAAUCAAUUGAAAUUAUUGAAGAUUCAAUGAACAUUUUCUUUGAAGAAAGUAGUGACGAAGAAAUUGUUUACUCAAAUCAUACAUAUAAACGUUUAGAUAGCGUAACUGAAAAUAAAGAUAUUAAAGAAAUUCCAGUUCGUUUAUCACAAAGACACAGCUUAUGGGCACAUUUACCAUGGAAUGCUGGUAUUGCUUUAUCAGAUUAUUUUGAUAGUGGAGCAGUAGAUUUUAAAAAUAAAAAUGUUUUAGAGUUAGGCGCAGGUGCAGGUUUACCAUCAUUCAUUGCAGCAUUAAAUGGUGCUAAAAAAGUUUUACUUACAGAUUACCCAGAUAAAGAUUUAAUCGAUAAUAUGCUUUACAAUAUCGAAAAUGCAGUUCCAAAUUCAAUUUCAGAGAAUCGUAUUUUAGGAAAACCACAUCUUUGGGGUAAAGAACCAGAAAAAUUAUUUGAAUAUUUAGAAAACCCAACCACUGAAAAAUUUGAUAUUAUUAUUCUUUCAGAUCUUAUUUUUAAUCAUGCUACACAAGAUAAAAUGUUAUUAACAUGCGCAAACUGUUUAUCAGAUGACGGUAUUAUUUUUGUUACAUUUUCACAUCAUAGACCAAAUAGAAUGGCAAAGGAUUUAUAUUUCUUUGAGUUAGCAUCACAAGAACCAUUCAACUUUACAUCAGAGAAAUUCAACGAGCGUAAGAUGCACGCAAUGUUUGAAGAUGAUUUGGGCCCAGAGGAAGUUCGUGCUACAGUUCAUUUUUACCUUUUAAAAAGAAAGCAAAACUAA